CAGACUUCACCGCUCAACUCUCCCGUAUCCAUGAGCAGCAUGCGGACGAGAUACAGCGGCUGGUGGAGACGUUCCGGAAGAAGAACUCGGAGCUUCGAAAUGAAAGGCCUUGCAGCAGUCAGAUCUUCCACGCCUGGGAAUCGCUACUUCAGGAGGUUGAGAUCGACUCCCAAAUCCACGCCGACGUAGCAGGAACUCUGAACCGACACGUGUCACGACCCCUCAUCGAGAAAACCUUCUUCAGGAAGAUCCAAUCCCGCAAGGUUUUCACGCACCGGGAAAGCUUCGACACCAUCCUGGCCAAGACGGAGGACAUGCUGAAAAAGUGCCGCCGGGACUACGCGGAAGCCUACCACAGCCACUGCCGGAAUCAGAGCAACGCCUCCCUCGCCUCCUAUUUCGACGCCCACAAUGCUUACGUCCAACAGCUGCACGCGACCAACAGCAUGUUUCAGGAGUACCACAACACCACCCUCCCUGCUCUCCUUCAGGAGCUGGAGGCCGUGUACCUGGACGUAAGCAGUGUUGUGGCGGAGUGUAUACUGCAGGGAGCUGACAUUGUGGCGGCCAAGGCCCUAGAGCAGAGCCGUCGCUACGACUCCCUGUGUACCAACUGUCGUGCCUGUGACGGACGCACUGAGCUGACCACGCUGAUUCGCACCCUGGACCCAGCCGUGACCAGCCCCGUCCGUCCGCCCCACCAUCGCUUCGUCCCGCCUCAGAUCGCGCAGUCCCCGGAGGCCGCCAACGGGGAGCCUCUUCCUCAAGACUACUCUCCACCAAUGCCUCUUAAGAACGAGCUUGUCUUCGACCGUCUGGCGGCGCUCUCCUCCAGGAAUCGCUACGACGCCCUCAAGAAGGAGUCCGCCGACCUGGAGAGACAGAUCGCCCAGCUGCAGGACGCCCAGGACACGCUACUUCGGAUGCAACAAAGGAGCCUGGACUCAUCGGCGUACAACAAGGCGAACGAACUUCAGGAGGACAUCAGCAUGAGACGCUUCGACUUGCAAGUGGCUCAGGUGCAUCUCUCGGCAGUGAAGGCUCAGAAAGAGUUGUUUGCGUCUAAAGAGGGGGAGGGGGAGGGACGAGAGAGAAAAAUGUCUAACUCGAGUGGAGGAAGCAUGAAAACCAAGUGGAUGAAAGCGCUCAAGUCCCUCAAGGCUUCGGACACCUCGAGUGGAAAGGCGCCCCCCCAGGUGACUUUCAGUCUACCACCCACAUCGCCAGCGAAGCGGUACACUUUCUCGAGUACCGUCCUCAGCGUCAUGGCUCACAGCGGACCGCCCGAAGCCUCUCCCUACGACCAGCGCCUCGCCAGGAAAAACGCGAGAGAGAAGGAGAAAGAAGCUGCAGCCAUGUUCGAGACCGCUCACAUCUUCCAAGAAUACACCUACAAGAAGAUCACUGCCUGCGACGUGUGUCACCAGAUCCUGAGAGGUCACUCGCGCCAGGGAAUCAAGUGCCGCAUGUGCAAGACCAACGUACACGUGGAGUGCCAGGACCAGGUGGGCAAGUGCCAGCCUAAGUCUCGGCUUCUCCGUCGUCAGCGCUCCACUUCUGAGAUCGAGUCCAAGCAGAUGGAAGGCGGCGAGGAAGACACGGACCCCAGUAUCUCCUUCAGCUCCCUUAUCGCCAGCCAGCCGGCAAGGCGAGGCGCUGAGCCGCCCUCCUCCAGUGCCACUACCGAGAUCCAAAUAGACAAAACAGAGAAGACAGAGGAGGUGGACCUGAUAUACCAGGUACUCAAACAAGCGGGGGACCUGGGAGGGCGGCGCAGCGCACACGGGUCCAUGGAGCGGGACUUGGGGCGGGACCUUGGGCGUGAUCUAGCGCGUGAUGUGGGAGGUUCAGCGGCCUCCUCUGGAUCAGGGAGCGCCACGUCCCUCCACAGACGACUUCCGCGACCCACUAACACCGGCUCCACCCUCACCGUGAACCCCGCCCCCGUGGCCUCCUGCUCAGGGAGAGGAGAUGUAUUUGAAAACUUGGGCUUUUCCGACCUGGGCGUUCCAUACCUCAAUGGUAUCACAACUGCCCCCAUCAGUCCACGUCGCCAGAAACUCAACUUGCGAAUGAAAAGUUUCUCACUUGACUCUCCGGAGUCGACUGAGCACGUACAUCGUCGGCGCCAUGGAGGUUCCUCCCACGUCAGCCACGCCUCCUCUCACAGCCAAUCGCCCUCCAGUCCAGUUCACAACCGCCGUCUCCUCACCGCCCGGAAUAUGCGUAUGAACUCUGUAGAACUGCCUGACGAGAAUGAGAAAUCCCUGAGCUCGGCAAGCACCUCGCCGUGUCCCUCACCUGUUAGUAAAAAGCCUCAUCGCCUCCUGCCUACAAAUCUCUACGUUGUCCUGUACAAUUUCACCUCCAGACAUCCCGAUGAGCUCGACCUCAGAGCUGGAUACAAAGUGACGGUGACCGACACUUCUGACCCUGACUGGUGGCAAGGCAAGUGUCUGGGACGGACCGGCUAUUUCCCCUCCAAAUACGUGACGCGACUAAACGGCGGAGAGAAGCCGCUCCAGGUCACUCAUAACCUCCAGGUGAAUGACGGAGAAAACGGAAUCAAACUCCUCCGAGACCAGAUCGUGAUCCAGAUAGGCGAGGAGGUGGAUGGCAUGGUGAUGAUACGUAACGGGGACAACCAGCAAGGUGUCUGUCCCCUCAAAUAUCUGCAAGAGGUCUGAGACUCGGGAACUUGGCAAUUCUCGUGAAGACAGUGACUCUACAGUGUAGCAGAUAGUAAAAAAAAAAAAAAAAAAAAAUACCGAAAAAAGAUAAUAGACACAUACAUACGAAUACAUUCACAGCUUUUUAGAAAUCUGAGAUAUGCAUUAGAAAAAAAGCCUGAAACGACAAAAAAUAAGUUACAAGAGGAGACACUUUUUUUUUCUUUAAGGACAAAAUAUAAGUGAAGGACUUAACAGAAAACGAGGGCAAGACUAUUAUAAGUGUGGUAGUGGCGGAAGGGGGGACGCAACACUUUCCCCACUACACUAUUCCCCCCCUCCCCCCGCCCCCGCCGCCCUCCCUCACCCACCCACCCACCAACCAACCAACCAACCAACCACCCUUCAAGACUCACAUUCAUUCCUGAGCAUUAGUUAUUGUUGUUGUUGCUGCUGUUGUUGUUGUUACUGUUUAGCUCAUUGCACUAAGGUCUUCACUGCACUCUGAAAAUGAAAAUUGUGACAAAAAAAAUAAUAUUACUACGAGAGAGAAACAGGACUGACUAUGGGUGGUUCUCGUGUACAUGUCUGUGUGAGAGAGAGAAAGACUGUGUGUGUGUGUGAGUGUGAAUGUGUGAAUGUAUGUCGAUAUGUCUGUCUGUCCGUCUGUGUACGUGCGUGUGCAACUAACACUCUCGAAAUUAUGACCUAAAGUAAAAGAGAAGAAUGAGGAAAAAGUCAUGAUAAAAAGGAACAAGAUUUCACAAGUGUUAAAUGAUAAGAAAGGAAGCCGCGACCACGUGGAGACACAAGCAAGACAGAACCAGAAGUACUUGAAGCCGCCUUGAGUCAAACCCGCUUUGAGGAAAACACGACCAGAGGGAAAGAGGGAAAGAAAGAAGCAGGAAACCCAAGAAAGAAACCAAAAAGAAACCAAGCAAGCCAGGCCACUCUUAAAUGGUACUCAUCUGGGGAAAAAGAGUGAUAUAUAUUUAUACAUAUAAGUUACGAACUCAGAUCGCCGUCUCUUCGAUAAUGCCUUCCCCCAAGAACUAAGCCUUCCUCAGCGAACGCCUUUUCUCCUUUUUCAUAUGUCAUGUUUAGGCAUCACUCUCCCCUUCUCUCAGCUUCCUUUCUAAUUCUCACACGCUUCUUAUCUCUGAGCACACUCCCAUCCUGCCUGUUUCCCUUUUAUUUCUCAAGUGGUUCCAUUGCAGCUUGAGCUCAUUCCUCUGGUGAGCGUGUGGCGAAUUUGAUUGAAUGACACGACGAGUUAUUAUUAUUCUUUUUUUCACUUGCCUUUAGUAACACUGCUGUUCCUCACCAACUCCAAACACAAUCCACCUGUAGCGUAAAAAUGUCGCAGAUCUUCUCCAGUGUCUCAUCCCACGGCACGCCAGAAAGCUCCACAAAGCUGCCAGUAAGGACUCCUUGUCACAGAGACGCUGAGAAGUCAUCUGAGGGUGAAGCUGUUAGUUCGGUUAACUCGUUUGACAUUAGCCUAUGUGGACAUUUGUAAAGACUUCUGAGAACUUCUGCGGCUGCCCACGAAAAUGAGCUUAUGUAAAGAUUUUGUAUGUUUCGGCAGUUUUUUCUACAUUUUAUAUAUAUAUCUGGAGAACAUUUAAACACGGGAUGAUAACCAAGUAAAUUCCUAUUGUUGCGUGGCGGAUCGUGCAGCGAUACAGUGCAGCAGCGGUCCAUUCUGAGUACAAGACAAGGAAGGGGCGCUACAAAAUUGAACAUUCGGUCGGUGAACCCCUAGAGUUACGAAAAAGAAGGACACUGAGUAAACUUUUGCGAUGGACUGUUCAGAAGAUGAGUUUCGGAAGUAAAGUUUAAAAUAAUGGCAUUAAAACGACCAAGGUACUCCAGCAGCCGCUGCUCCACCGUCCCUGGCUGCGUGCGGGGCCGCCACAUCACUGCACCGCACCUUUUGUCCCACCCCAGUGCUGCCUCUCCCCUCAAACCCUUCCCUCUUCACCGUCACAAUCCAUAUCGAAUGUUCAUUAAUUUGUUCUCGCCCUGCCUUGCUUUAUUUCGAGCCACGUAUCACAACCCCAAGUUCUCCUCCCCUUCCCCGUUUUGGGUGAGUCCCGCUGCCCGCCGCCUUCCUUGCCGCUCCUCGAGUUUGCCUUUAUUUGUCCGCAUUGAUGGCGUCCUUCGCAGGUGUAAAUAUUCCUCGUUACGCAUAAGAUCUUGACAGAUUUUGUAUACAUCCUUUGCAGAUGUAUUUUACCAAAGUUAUGCCAUAAACACACACGUACACAUUAUAUGUAGGUUAGUUAGAGGAAUAUAUAUCGUUCUGCCUUUGGUUCAAUACUAUUAGUGAAGGUCCCAAAACUGUCGAGAUCUUUCGCUGAUACUUACAGAAAUUAAAUUAGAAUAGACUCUUGAGUGUUUAACAGAUUUCACAGGGAAACCCUUAAUUGCUUUGUUUUGUUUCCUUUCCUUUGAACAGUAAUCUCCGGUGUGCAGUAGGCGUGUAGGGAGGAGCAAGCCUUCCCCAGCGAUGGGAUGUCACUCCCGACCAAAUACCUGUUUCCUCUAUUUGAUAGUGUUGGUGAUACAUCGCUUUUCUUUUUUUCAUAUGAUAAGAAAGGAGUUGGUAGACGCCUUGCUCCCGCUGAACCACGGCGACAGGGAGGGAGCAGCGGGCCGCGCGCCCCGCCCCCGCGCCCCUCACCACCGGCGGGCCUCGUCGCUCUUCAUGUUAGUGAUCGCAUUUGUUUUCUUUUACAAAAUUUUUACGGUAAAACUCUCGCUACUUUUGACGAUGACCGUGUACGUUUUAAGAUGUUUUAUUUAUCUGAAAGAGUCGUGAGCUGCCUUCAGUGUAUAUAUAUAAAUAUAUACCUAUAUAUAUAGAUAGAGAGACAGAGAUAUAUAUAAAGCUAUAUUGAUUACAAAAUAGUUUAAUGAAUGUAUGAUGCCAUGUUUCGUGGAGUCCGCGAGUAGAGAAGGACCUCGGAGCCUGGACGUCGAUUAGGCCGCUCGGAGCCACACAGAAUAUAUUUAUAUUCCGCACGUAGGUGAGACAUGAGCAAAGGAAUGUAGGACAUAUCACUGCGAAAUCAAGGAGACAAAAGCAGGUGGCUGCAAUCACCCCGGCAUUGGUGUUUGGUAGGGCACCGUGGUCUCCCUCCCGACGCAGAUAAUAUGUAGCUGCUAUAUGUAAGCAAUAAUGGGCUACAGAACGGGUAGCUUUACACUGCACAUGAGCGCCAAGGUGUCGUGGUUGAGGCCUUGACUCAUGUCCCGUGGCUGUUGAGGCUGUGCCUCGCGCGUUGUUUAAUGACAUGUACAUUUGGCCUCGUUUGAGACACCACUAUUUUGAUAGUUUAAGACGGGAGUUUGAUCAAGAACAGAACGGAAAGUAUUUUUAUCAAUUACGUACGUACAUACUCCUGGUGUCGCAGGCGAGGCGGUGUGUAGACUGCGCAUGGCAGACGACAGGUGUAAAAACAUUGAGCCGCAACCUUUCACUCCAUUCACUUGAGCUGCACUUGCUGUUUUGCUACGUGUAUAUAAUAAUGAGAGGAGAAAUUUACUUUUCAAGAAAAGUCAUGUAGACAAAAUUUUGAAGUUGUGACACUACAACUUGAAGAGGAAAUUUUCAACCCGCACCGCCAUUAGUGUCGUAACGUUCACGUGUAGAGUUUGUUUGUUUGCUCACCUCACAAGAUACACCAUUGUAAAUCACCAUCAUGGAAUUAUUUAUUUUGUCACUCUACGUGAAUUAGUUAGAUGAAUUAUAAAAGUGAGUGAAAAGGAAUAGGUAUUUUCGUAUUUCUAGAUUAUUUUUAUCUCUUCUAUACUAUGAUCGAGCAAAGGGAGCGAUCUCUGCCCCGGCAGUGAUCAGUCCCGUAAGGUAACCCAAUCAAGGGCUUUGUCGGGCCCGCGUGAGUGCUGCCACGCAGUCACUACCUUAGAUUGUGUUUGAUACACCACCUACCCUCUCCCUUCUUUUCUCGUUUCUCCCUUUAGAGGUUAAGUAUUUUUCCCACAGUGUUGAUUUAUACCCUUUUUGUCCCGUCCUUUCACUCACUCUCCAUUUCCGUGCGCUGAUCCAUUCCCUGCACCAGUGUCGGCAGCGUCCCACGCUCACUGAGUUGUGUCCCUCACAAUGUGACGGGUGUCCGCCUUAGAAGGGCCCCCUCGUAAACAUUCAAGCGCACCUACACACACACACACACACACACACACACACACACACACACACACACACACACACACACACACACACACACACACACACACACACACACACACACACAAACACGCACACACACACGCACACACAC
This is a messenger RNA of Scylla paramamosain (green mud crab), 6973 nucleotides long. RefSeq lists its product as uncharacterized. Gene Ontology annotation, biological process: positive regulation of protein localization to plasma membrane; positive regulation of voltage-gated calcium channel activity; skeletal muscle contraction. Lineage: Eukaryota; Metazoa; Arthropoda; Malacostraca; Decapoda; Portunidae. Gene Ontology annotation, molecular function: protein binding. The record is from RefSeq and is a predicted model, not a curated record. Gene Ontology annotation, cellular component: extrinsic component of cytoplasmic side of plasma membrane.